Molecule: messenger RNA, 2234 nt
Organism: Grammomys surdaster
Lineage: Eukaryota; Metazoa; Chordata; Mammalia; Rodentia; Muridae
Gene: Apmap
Product: adipocyte plasma membrane associated protein
Exons: 9
Coding region: 83-1330 (415 amino acids)
Biological process (GO): biosynthetic process
Molecular function (GO): strictosidine synthase activity
Source: RefSeq, a predicted model, not a curated record
UCCGCGCGCCAGGGGGUGGUUCUGGAAACCCGCGCUGCUCAGUGCCGGCAGAGUCGGUGCAAUCAGUGGAGGGUUCGGUAGAAUGAGCGAGGCAGACGGGCUGCGGCAGCGCCGGCCACUGCGGCCGCAAGUCGUCACGGACGAUGGCCAGAUCCCGGAGGUCAAGGAGGGCAGUUCCUUUAGUGGCAGAGUUUUCAGAAUGACCUUCUUGAUGCUGGCUGUGUCCCUUGCUGUUCCCCUACUGGGAGCCAUGCUGCUGUUGGAGUCCCCCAUAGACCCUCAGAGUUUCAGCUUCAAAGAACCCCCUUUCAUGUUUGGUGUUCUGCAACCAAAUACGAAGUUGCGACAAGCAGAAAGGCUAUUUGAAAACCAACUUAGUGGACCAGAAUCCAUAGUAAAUAUUGGGGAUGUGCUGUUUACUGGCACAGCAGAUGGCCGAGUUGUAAAACUUGAAAAUGGAGAAAUAGAGACCAUCGCCCGGUUUGGUUCAGGCCCUUGCAAAACCCGAGAUGAUGAACCUGCCUGUGGGAGACCCCUGGGCAUCCGGGCAGGGCCCAAUGGGACUCUUUUUGUGGUUGAUGCAUACAAGGGACUGUUCGAAGUCAAUCCUCAGAAACGUUCAGUGAAACUGCUGCUAUCCUCUGAGACUCCCAUUGAGGGCAAGAAACUGUCCUUUGUGAAUGACCUCACUGUUACUCGGGAUGGGAGGAAGAUUUAUUUCACGGAUUCCAGCAGCAAGUGGCAGAGACGAGACUACCUGCUUCUGGUGAUGGAGGGCACUGAUGACGGGCGCCUGUUGGAGUAUGAUACUGUGACGAAAGAGGUGAAGGUUUUGUUGGACCAGUUGCAGUUCCCUAAUGGAGUUCAGCUAUCUCCUGAGGAAGACUUUGUCCUGGUGGCAGAGACAACCAUGGCCAGGAUACGAAGAGUCUAUGUGUCUGGCCUGAUGAAAGGAGGGGCAGAUAUGUUUGUGGAGAACAUGCCUGGAUUUCCUGACAACAUCCGGCCCAGCAGCUCCGGCGGGUACUGGGUUGCCGCUGCAACCAUUCGUGCUAACCCUGGGUUUUCCAUGUUGGAUUUCUUAUCUGACAAGCCUUUUAUUAAGAGAAUGAUUUUUAAGCUGUUCAGUCAGGAGACAUUGAUGAAGUUUGUGCCACGAUAUAGCCUGGUCCUAGAAGUCAGUGACAGUGGUGCCUUCCGGAGAAGCCUGCAUGAUCCUGAUGGACUGGUGGUCACCUACGUGAGUGAGGCUCAUGAACAUGAUGGAUACCUGUACCUGGGCUCCUUCAGAUCUCCCUUCAUCUGCAGACUAAACCUCCAGUCUAUUUAGCCAGCCCAGCAGCUACCCCCACUGCGCAUGCCAGGAAUCAUCACACUCAGUCACAUAGGUCUGGAAGGAGCCAUGGACAUAGCUCUGUCCCUGUGUUCUUGCUAGUCCUUGGAAGUGUGGGAGUAGCUGCUGCAGCCUAGGGAAGGUAUGGACCUUACUCAUACCUUCUUCCAAGAGGUACCUCUCACCUGGACUUGAUGUCACUUUUAGGGGGAAAUAGUGUAUCUGCUAUGGGGAAGACAAAUCAUGGAAAGCCAUUUCUCUUUUUAAAAAAUAUGUUAAGUACAAGAAUUCUCUAGUAUUUGGAACAUUUAAUACACUUGGGGUUUAGGGCUCAGGGUUUGCUGAUUAAAGCAGGAGAUGAGCUGUGCAGGGAUCUUUGUAUUGCCAUUGGCUCUAACUGCCACCGUCUGUAUCUUCAUUCUACAGUGGGGUCAUGCUUUUGGGGAUGGUGUGGCGGGGUGCCAUGGAAAUGGUAAUGCAUGUGUUGAGGCAGGGAUUAUGCAAGCUGAAACUUGUUCUCAGGGGCCAUGUGAGAUGUGUGAGAAUACCUGGACUUCUGGUAUUCCUCCCCAGUAAAGGGGUGCUCUCCCACUCUCUACAAGCCUCUUUUCAUGCCAGAGAGUUUUCAAGACCCCCAUUUUAGUGGCCAGGAGGAUUUCAUUGGGCUUCUUUCUGACUGUCUUCUCCACUGGAAUUGGGUGACCUAGCGAGAUUGUACCCGCACAGGGGUGUUUUACAAAUGCCCUUUUAUGGCUUGAUUCCUUUUAGACCUACAGAUGUGAUUAGUGAACUGUUGAUGUAAUGUUUGUGCUAAUGUAAUAAGCUCAAAGUUGCUUAUUUCUUGGCAAGUAUGUUUAUACACUGGUCUAAAUUUUGAUAAUAAUAAAUCAUAUUAAACCCA